Terrapene triunguis (Three-toed box turtle) is the source of this 2228-nucleotide messenger RNA. RefSeq names its product bromodomain-containing protein 2-like. The transcript is spliced from 5 exons. Lineage: Eukaryota; Metazoa; Chordata; Testudines; Emydidae. Gene Ontology annotation, biological process: chromatin remodeling; regulation of DNA-templated transcription. Gene Ontology annotation, cellular component: nucleus; chromatin. The annotation marks the transcript as partial. The record is from RefSeq and is a predicted model, not a curated record.
UGUCUGGCUCCUUGGAGUUUGGCCCUGGGGAUACUGUUCCCCUGAGAGUAUUCAUUGUCUGGCUCUGGCUAGUUUGCACAGCACAGCUCCCCGACUUACGCAAGUGUUCUGUUCCCAAAUGCCUUGCAUAAGUGGAAGUUUGCGUAACGUAUCUCUGACAAUUACGCGCCCAAAAAAAAAAGUUUACGGGGACGUUUUCCGUAAGUCGGGUUUGCAUAACCCGGGGAGCGUCUUUAUAGCACAGGUGAUUUGGUUCACUGGAGAUGGGGUUCUCCACAAAAAUUACUAAACAACCCCAGGAGGGGGGGACCAGUAGGGAGGUCAAAGCCAAAGGCCCAAGAGCUUCAUCUCUGGGGGGGGCUGUAACCUGAGCUCUGUUGCCCAGGUCUGAAGCAGAAGCCUGAGCCCUGGGCGGUGAGGCUUGGCCCAGGCAGUCUAACGCGACUUUGGGGUCCUGCUGCACAGUAACCGCUGCCUUAGAGGGAAAUGGUGAAAUGUACCAGCCUGGGGUACACAGGAAGUCAGACUGAAUGAAUCUAUAGCUCCAGCAAUCUAGCAUGGAAGAGCUGCAGGAGACCUGCAUGUGGUGUCACUUCUGCUUGUGCUACCUGUGCCUCAUGGGCGUGUAGUGCUACCUAAGUGGAGUCCCCAUCUCCUGUCCCUUCCACUUCCUGCUGGAGGGAACAGUCCUGUCCCGAAGGCAUAGAAAUAGAUGAGGCUUUUCACAGAGCUAAUCUGCCGCCCUUUGUUUCCAGACCUAACCUGGAUGUGUGCCAGAACCUUGGCUCUGCAGCCCUGAAUUUCUCUGGUGCCUGCAGUGUGGAUUCGGAGCUAGUCCCUCACUGGUGACACACUAGUGUUGUGUGGGGCAUUGGUGUUCGACAGCAAGAUCUCUGGGUCUGGGCCCUUAGGAGAGGCUCUUGGUUCGUGCUCCCAUAGAAGCAGUUGGGAAUGCAGCCCUAGGCUAGCGGCAACUGGCUAGAGUUCAUGGCCUCUCCCUGGGCAUGCGUGUGGCUGAGAAUUCACCCACAUCCCUGGGAAACAGAUUGCCUUAGUACACUUUCCUCUCUGCCUUUCGCUUGGGUUUGGAUGGAUGUUUUCGGAGCUUAAAGAUAAGCAGAGCAAUCUUCCCAGCACUAACCGUGCCCUAGGAGUGGGUAUAGAUAGCACAGGCGCCUCUCAGCUUUGCUUCAGGGAUGGUUUUUGGGGAGACUUUUCAGAAGAGCUCCUUCCCGGACCCAAGAGUAGCUGUCGGCAGCAGGCCCAGAGUUCUUUCCCUCCACCCCAGGUGUCCUGCCCCUGUGGUGUCUGCAGGCCCUUUUGCUCUGUGUGCUGGUGGCCCAGGGCCAGAUGGCAUGAGCUUCUUAGUCCUAGAGUUACCCUUUUAAUGGUGUCUUUGCUCCCAUUUCAGGAUUUUGGGGGAGGGCAGUACUGGGCUCAUGGGCCUGGCGACGGAGUCGACCCCAGGCAAGCGGAUCCGCAAGCCGUCACUGCUCUACGAGGGUUUUGAGAGCCCCACCAUGGCGUCGGUGCCAGCCCUGCACCUGCCUCAGGUGAACCCUCCACCACCGGAGGUGUCCAACCCCAAAAAGCCAGGCAGAGUCACCAACCAGCUGCAAUAUCUCCACAAGGUGGUGAUGAAGGCCCUGUGGAAACAUCAGUUCGCCUGGCCCUUCCGCCAGCCUGUCGAUGCUGUCAAGCUGGGCCUGCCGGAUUAUCACAAGAUCAUCAAGCAGCCCAUGGACAUGGGGACCAUCAAGCGGCGUCUGGAGAACAACUAUUACUGGGGGGCGGCGGAGUGCAUGCAGGACUUCAACACCAUGUUCACCAACUGUUACAUCUACAACAAGCCCACGGAUGACAUUGUGCUGAUGGCCCAGACCCUGGAGAAGAUUUUCCUGCAGAAAGUGGCUCAGAUGCCUGCAGAGGAGCAGGAGAUUGUCAUCACCGUGGCCAAGAACAGCCACAAGAAGGGGGCUUCCCGGGCGGCAGCUCUCCUGGCAGGUGCAGUCACUGCAGCUCACCAAGUGCCCGCAGUCUCCUCGGUCUCGCACGCCUCGCUCUACACCCCAAGCACUGAGAUCCCCACCACUGUGCUCAGUAUCCCCCACCCCUCGGUGAUCUCGGCACCGCUUCUCAAAUCACUGCACUCCGCCGCCUGCCAGCCAGUGUUGGCUGUGCCCGCUCCCACGCAGCCCGUGGCCAAGAAGAAGGGUGUGAAGCGAAAA